UUCUGCACUGUGUAUUUCAACAUUACCUACAAUACUGUCAUGUCCCAAUGUGAUGAUGUGCUCUCCUUUUAUCUGACUAUCCAACACACAGCCUCGACCACCGGUCCCACCCCGUCGUGCGUGGAGCUAUCGGUGGCUAAGUGUCCAGACUUCUCAGGGUAUGCGAAGAAGACAGAUAAAUUGGACAAGGCCUUCAGCUACACGGAGAUGGUGUGUGCAGGCACAGAGAGCGACAACACCUGCAGUGGAGCAGCGGGCGGUGGUAUGGUCUACAACUCCAUGGUGUACGGUGUGGUGAAGGGGAGCACCAAGGCAUCCUGCUCCGGCCCUAUCAAGUUCACCAGCAUCUGCCCCUACAGGGACUGGAUCCUCAAGACCAGGGGCAAGAAAUAAAGAGUUGCUCUCCAACAGGGGUGGGGAACCUACUGUAGGCUAUCUCUGGAUGGCCGUUUUCGGCCACUGAGGCCAUUUUAUCCGGCCCCACAUAUCAUUUUAAUGUAAUGCAGUUUCAAAUGAAAUAUGGCAUGUUUGUAAAGAAAUCUUAGAAAUUACAUUUGCAAUACAAUGAAAUUAUAGUGAAUGGACGUAUUGAAUGUAUCGUCUGCUGUAAAUGUGGCCACCUUCAGUAUAGGCCUUAAGUGCAGGGGGAAACCCUGGUUUGUGUUCAUGAGGUAGUACGGCCCUUGGAGGACUUAAUAAAAUUUGAAUCAAUCUCUUGAAUGAAAAAGGUUCAACACCCCUGCUUUGCAGCAAUGGCAAGUCGACACACGUACUGCCUUUUUUUGUGCGAGAAUAAAGCAAUGUCAUGCUGU
This is a messenger RNA of Engraulis encrasicolus (European anchovy), 812 nucleotides long. Its product is annotated as kallikrein-8-like. The transcript has 2 exons. The record is from RefSeq and is a predicted model, not a curated record. Lineage: Eukaryota; Metazoa; Chordata; Actinopteri; Clupeiformes; Engraulidae. Bases 40 to 393 code for a protein of 117 amino acids.